AUGUCCGCAACAGUAUCGGAUCCAUACGAUCAAAUCCCGGGGGCUCCAGCUGACGACGAUGUCGAAGACAGACCAGAAGCCGAUAAGAAAGCGUUACUAAAUCAAGUGUUCAGAUCAUUGAAAAGAGCGCAAGAUCUAUUUUAUCAUGAUUAUGCACAACCACCACCAAUGCCUGAAGAAAACGACAACCUGAUUCGAUCGAUAAAACGAACACACGAGUACGGAAAUGUCAUUAAAAAAGUGGAAGAAGCGAAGAAAGCUAAAGAAAACGAGAUGCUGGCUCUACCCACUUCUGCACCAAGCCUGGGUGCCGGAUCAGUGAUCGCUGCAGCUGGAACGACGUUAGCCAUCACAGAUGGUACUGGAAAACUUAUGAACCAACAGACAUCUGCUCAAAAAGGAAAAUUACUGCCAUUGGUUCCACUUGGCGGUAAUUCAAAGGCAGAGGAUAACACAACUCGCUCACUUCUUCCAUCAAAAGCGCCAAUGAUGAUGAAACCGAAAUGGCACGCACCGUGGGAGCUCUAUCGUGUGAUCUCCGGACAUACUGGAUGGGUGAGAGCUGUUGAUGUGGAGCCACAGAAUCAAUGGUUCGCUACGGGCGGUGCGGAUCGGAUUAUCAAGAUUUGGGAUUUGGCUUCGGGAAGUCUCAAGUUAUCGUUGACGGGACAUAUUAGUUCAGUGAGAGCUGUUAAGAUCUCGCCGAGGCAUCCGUUCUUGUUCAGUGGUGGGGAAGACAAGCAGGUAAAAUGCUGGGAUCUCGAAUACAACAAAGUCAUCCGUCACUACCACGGACAUUUGAGUGCAAUUCAAGCUCUUUCCGUGCAUCCAUCUCUCGACGUCCUUGUAACCUGUGCUCGUGACUCCACCGCCCGUGUUUGGGACAUGCGGACUAAGGCUCAAGUGCAUUGUUUCGCUGGUCACACGAAUACGGUCGCAGAUGUUGUCUGCCAGUCUGUAGACCCACAAGUUAUCACCGCUUCUCACGAUGCUACUGUUAGAAUGUGGGAUUUGGCGACUGGACGAUCUAUGUGUACUCUAACUCAUCAUAAGAAAUCAGUGAGAGCCUUGACUAUUCAUCCGAGACUCAAUAUGUUCGCCUCGGCGUCUCCGGAUAAUAUCAAGCAAUGGAAACUUCCGAAAGGAGAAUUCAUGCAGAAUCUCUCUGGACACAACGCGAUUAUUAACACAUUAUCCACAAAUGACGAUGGUGUUGUGGUUUCUGGCGCCGACAACGGAUCUCUUUGCUUCUGGGACUGGAGAUCUGGAUUCUGUUUCCAGAAAAUUCAAACAAAACCACAGCCGGGAUCGAUCGAGUCGGAGGCGGGAAUCUAUGCGUCGUGCUUCGAUAAGACUGGACUCAGAUUCAUCACGGCGGAAGCGGAUAAGACGGUGAAAAUGUACAAACCGGAUGAUUCAGCGACCGAAGAAUCGCAUCCAAUCGUUUGGCGUCCGGAAAUUGUGAAGAAGAAGACAUAUUGA
Caenorhabditis remanei is the source of this 1482-nucleotide messenger RNA. RefSeq lists its product as uncharacterized. The transcript is spliced from 5 exons. The record is from RefSeq and is a predicted model, not a curated record. Gene Ontology annotation, biological process: mRNA splicing, via spliceosome. Gene Ontology annotation, cellular component: catalytic step 2 spliceosome; precatalytic spliceosome; Prp19 complex. Gene Ontology annotation, molecular function: protein binding. The coding region runs from base 1 to 1482 and encodes 493 amino acids. NCBI's taxonomy places the organism in Eukaryota, Metazoa, Nematoda, Chromadorea, Rhabditida, Rhabditidae.